Messenger RNA from Parnassius mnemosyne (clouded apollo), 1779 nucleotides. The record is from the annotation of a GenBank genome assembly. NCBI's taxonomy places the organism in Eukaryota, Metazoa, Arthropoda, Insecta, Lepidoptera, Papilionidae.
AUGUCGAUAAUAUUAAAAGACGACGGUGAACUUAGUGGCUACCAAGUAGUUGGUAUGCCCAAAGAUGGGUCUUGUCUCUUCCAUUCAAUAUCUUUCUUAGUGUAUGGUAGAACUGACUCAACUUGCAGUAUCAGAUCUGCUAUAGUUGCAUACGUUGCUGACCAUUGGGACGAAAUGCAAGUGUACACGUGUAAUGCUGAUGGUGACGUAUACACUAGCGCGCAAUCCUACAUGAGCGAUAUGAUGAAACCCACUACUUACGGCUCAGCUUCUGAGCUUAUGGCUGCUGGAAAAAUCUAUCCUUUCACUUUUGAAGUGUAUGAGAACGGUAUACUAAGAGGUUCCUUUGGCGAUGCUGGCCAAAAAAAGUGUUUACGUUUUACCGGUAGUUACUUAAGCGGCCACUACGAUGUACUCAUUCCUAUACGAGAUGCCUCUCCAUCUUCUUCCCCCUUUCAUCCCAUAACAUUAAAUUCUGUAACAUCAGAUACUACUAUAUGUACAUUAUAUGACUUAAACUCUACGCAAAGUGAAGUGAACAUGAAGCAUAAGGGAAUAGGCGGUAGACCGACUAAAACAAAAAAAGGAAGACCUAAGGUAUCCGAACUGUCACGAUCUGAACAACUUCGAGAAGCCGCGGCUCGUUACCGACAAAAACACCCUGAAAAACGUCGAGAAACCGUAGAACUUUAUAAUUCUUUACAUCCAGGCGCCAACCGGGCAUCUGUAGCACAGUACAGUGCUUCACACCCUGAAGUAAACCGGGCAGCUGUAGCACGCUACAGUGCUUCACAUCCGGAAGUCAAUCAGGCUGCAGUAUCUCGCUACCGUGCUUCACAUCCGGAAGUAAACAGACAAAACUUAGCGCGAAAGAGAUCUACUGACAAACUAAAGUUUAAGGGAAACAUAGAAACAAUCACUAGAGUUCUUACAACUAAACUUAAAGAUAGAUUAGAAUCAGAAAAAAUAGUUAAGUGGACUCUCCAUAAUUGGCAAAGAACUUUAGAAGAUUUGAACAAGACUGCAAAUAAAUUAAAAGAAAAAAUAGUAGCGGCAUUAGAGAAGUUAAAAAUAUGUCCUGAAAGCACGGAUAUUAAAGACAAAUUUGAAGCAUUUCUUGGUAAAUCCGAACAUCGCAGUAAUCAGGAGCCAUUUUAUUCUGAACAAGCUUAUAAGGUUUAUGAAGAUAAAGAAAAACCUAUUGAGAUUGAUGAUACUGGCAAAGCAAAAACCUUUACAAAUAUUAAGAAAAUGUCCAAAAGUCUGACAUGGUCUUGUUCGGAUUCAUUGUGCGUAUUAAAUGAUGGAAUCUUACUAAAAUUGAAAAACAUUUUCGAAGUAUUGAGCCUCCAAACUACUCCGCAAAUUUACUCGAUGUCUGUAGAAACAGGAAAACUGCAAGAAAAUGUCAACUUUAUUAAUAACGUUAAAUCGCAUUUCCCACAUCUUCGGACUAUUAUCAGAGAGAUUUAUCAAAUACACAGCGAUUGUAAGUUAUUGCUUGAUAUUGACAAUUCUUUGGCAACUGGUAAUGUGGAUAAGCUUAUGGAGCUAGGAAAGCAACCGACGGUAGGAAGUGCCGUUGUAGAGCGUACACCUGAUAGUGAAAUCGUGGAAGAUGAAAUAAUAAAAAGUAAUAAGGUUGCUUUUAAAUUAUUUUCCAAAAAAAGUGUAGACACACCGAAACUGGAUUGUAUGUCGUGCAAUAAACUUUGUUACUCUAGGGAUAUUAGUUCCAUAGAACGAUUAAGAAAGCCCAUAUCAACAGAUGUUUGGUAA